This is a messenger RNA of Hyla sarda, 3167 nucleotides long. It is a transcript of the gene ARL3, whose product is annotated as ADP ribosylation factor like GTPase 3. The transcript is spliced from 6 exons. Gene Ontology annotation, biological process: cilium assembly. The record is from RefSeq and is a predicted model, not a curated record. Gene Ontology annotation, molecular function: GTP binding; GTPase activity. Gene Ontology annotation, cellular component: microtubule cytoskeleton; cytoplasm. Lineage: Eukaryota; Metazoa; Chordata; Amphibia; Anura; Hylidae. The coding region runs from base 135 to 683 and encodes 182 amino acids.
CAGGGGCGGGGCAAGAACGCGUGACGCAGCCAGUGGUACGCAACGUGGUCACGCCCAGCAGCGUUACGCGUUACGCGUUACCAGCGGCUUGGGUGACGUAGUUGCCCCUGGUAACCUGGAGAGUCGCGGAGAGGAUGGGUCUGCUGUCUAUCUUGCGUAAAUUGAAAAGCGCUCCAGAUCAGGAGGUCCGAAUCCUGCUGCUGGGUCUCGAUAAUGCUGGGAAAACCACAUUGUUAAAGCAGUUAGCAUCGGAGGACAUCAGUCACAUCACUCCAACACAGGGCUUUAAUAUCAAGAGCGUACAAUCUCAGGGCUUCAAACUUAAUGUAUGGGACAUAGGCGGACAGCGGAAAAUCAGGCCGUACUGGAGGAACUAUUUUGAGAAUACUGAUGUACUUAUAUAUGUCAUUGACAGCGCAGAUAGAAAACGCUUUGAAGAAACAGGUCAGGAAUUGGCUGAGCUUUUGGACGAGGAAAAACUGAGCGGCGUUCCUGUGCUGAUCUUUGCUAAUAAACAGGAUUUGCUGACGGCUGCCCCAGCCUCCGAAAUAGCUGAAGGCCUAAAUUUGCACACAAUUCGGGACAGAGUGUGGCAGAUUCAGUCAUGUUCAGCGCUCACAGGAGAAGGAGUACAGGAUGGAAUGAACUGGGUCUGCAAAAAUGUGAACGCAAAGAAGAAGUAAUGGACUGAAAGCAGUAAUGGAUCCACUCAAGACUGCUACACCAACUUUCUAUUUACCUGCAAGGACUGAGAGGUCACAGCUAACUUGUCUUUUUGCACCAGUUCCCGAUUUUAAACCGAAAUAAACACUAUAUAUACUGGCCAAGAGUAGCUCAUUCCAGCCAAGCAUGUUUACGCUGUUUUAGCCUACUUGCCAUGUAUUUAAUCUUUUCAAUGAAAGUCAUGUAUCUUUUUAGGCUGGAGUGUAACUGAAGAUCUGUAGUAGUAGAAAAGGGUCUUUGUUGAAUCCCUAUUGUACCAUUCAUUGGCAUCAGUAGGUGAUGUAGGAAUGCAUUUUAAUAGUAGCUGCUCUGUAUUAAUGCCCAGGUGACCUCUAUUCACUAUACACCAUUGGAGUGAAAGGCACAGGAUGGAAAUGUUCUUAGAUCUGCUGUUCAGAUUCUGUGUACCAUAAUAGAGACAUUUAGUAACUUCAGUAGCCAGGACUGUUUGUAAUCCCCAGGAACAUUCAUGGAUGGGCAGUGAUUUCCUUCUUCUUGUCACGUUUAGUCGCUUUCCUCUGGUUUAUAAGCAAUAUCCAUGACCCCCACUUACACAAUCUCUCCGAUUCUAUAUUUGUUUUUUUCACGAUAAAGACAGAUCACAUUCACUGUUGACCAGUGUUUAAGAAUUUAUAAGAUUUUUCCUUUCACCAAAGCCGAAAUCUGUCAACAAUCAGCUUUACUGAUGUAAUGUAACAAAUCCAAAAACAUAAAAACAAAAACACUAAAGGCCUUUGGUUCACAUACUGGUGCAAUGUGCUGUGGGUUAUAGGAACCAAUUUGACCAUGGUAGCCAUUUAUAUAGUGCUGUAACCCUAGGCGGUAGCAUGUAUCCAUUAAUAAGGAUGUAUUAUGGCAACAAGCUUUAGAUUAAUUUACAUAUAUUUAUAUCAUCAUUCCAGUGAACACAAGUGAUAUGUCAUUCAGUUUUUAGGAUUGGCUUUACCAUUUUGCUGUUACACUACAUUUAUAUUGAACACUGGUAGCCAAAAUGUAUUAUUUCAGAUUUAACAACUACUUUUUAGAUUAUCCAAUUUUUAUAUUAUAUGUAAAAGCCUAAAAAGAACUGAAAAUAUCUUGGCAAUCCACAAAGUCUAAUAUUAAGACACCAACCAUACUCUCCAGAAUGCUCAAAUAUAUGAUGUUCUUUGGCUUGGUACCCAACAGACACACAAGGUUGAUCAAUGGGGACUUUACAAAAUAAUUCUCAGAAUGAUGUAAAAUAACAAAACAUGAAAUAGCCAAUUUACCAAUCCUCAUGUCAAGCUGAACCAGGAUGUACAGAGACUGGUGAGGACUGGGAAACUUGGUUCAGCAGUGGCAGGGGACUGGGAAAGCGAGUAUUACAUGUUUGAUUUUAUACCAAUCAUAAAAAUUUUUUUACAGGCUAUUCAAUACAUUUUUGCUAAUGUAAAUUGUUGUACAGGGGUUUAUCUUUUUUUAAACAAACAUUCCCAGGCUGCUGCCAAAGAAAUUAACAAAAAAAUACUUACCUCUCGCCCUGCCCAACUUCCUAGUGCUGGGUCCCAAUUCAAAUGUCAUUCAGCCAAUCACUGUGACCUAUAUGGCCCAAGCAUCAGGAAGUGAAGUUCACUAGAGCGGGGAUCAGCGUGAAACGGUACAUUCCUACGCAGUGAUCCGUGAUCGGCCGAGCGGCACUCUGACUUAUUAGGCCCCACCCAGCAUUAGGAAGUGGAGUACUGUGCACACCGGAGCAGCGUUAUUAGAGGCUAUGGGAAACAAGUGAGAGAUAAGUAUCGCUUUUGGGGUGUUUUUUGGUAGCCUUGGCAUGUUUGUGUAGAAAAGAAAAUUCUGUCGGACAACCCUUUUGAGGAAACUAAUUUGUUACUCUUUCCCUAUUUUUUAUUUUUGUUUACAGUGACAGGUUAAAGGUACCAUCAUUUUUGUUUCUAUUCUAUUACAUGUAAAGCAACUUUGAAAAAGUUGAACGCUCCUCCAUGGUAACAGACUACAAACAAAUGCUGUGUAGUCGUAGUCUGAUCAUCUAAUCCUACUCUCUGUUCCCUACUUCUUGCUGACCUACCAAAUGUACGUUGGUUUGCAUGAUCCAACGUGAGAACUCUAUAGAAAUCCCACAUCCUCUGGACCCCCUUGAGUAUGACUUAAAGGGGUACUCCGGUGGAAAACAUUUUUAUUUUAUUUUUUUAAAUCAACUGGUUCCAAAAAGGCAAACUGAUUUGUUAAUAACUUCUAUUAAAAAAAUCUUAAUCCUUUCGGUUCUUAUUAGCUGCUGAAUACUACAGAGGAAAUUCUUUUCUUUUUGAAUUUAUUUUCUCUGUCCGUCCACAGUGUUCUCUGCUGACACCUCUGUCCAUUUUAGGAACUGUAAUGAGCAGCAUAUGUUUGCUAUGGGGAUUUUCUCCUGCUCUGGACAGUUCCUGACACGGACAGAGGUGUCAGCAGAGAGCACUGUGGACAGAAAG